AGGCUUGAUUCUAGGCCACACUUGGCUGGAUAUUAUUAAAAAGGGUAGAUGGUGAGGCUGGUGGAUAAGUUUCUACCACUGAGAUUACUGUCCAAUACAUUAAAAAUGGGAAAGUAGUAAAAAAGUGAAAUAGCUUUUCAUAUACAUAUAAAAGAAGUUCCUAGAAAUGAGCUAAAGUAGCUGAGAAAAAAAUGGAGUUUUGGGGAGUUUUAAUUUCUGGGGUUUUAGUUUCUUGGUGGGUUUUGAGUGUAAAUGGUGCUAAUUUACCACCAUGUCAAUUCCCUGCUAUUUACAACUUUGGUGACUCAAACUCAGACACUGGUGGGAUUUCAGCUGCUUUUGAACCCAUUAGAGCUCCAUAUGGUGUGCCCUAUUUUCACAAACCAUCUGGUAGAGACUCUGAUGGUCGCCUCAUCAUUGACUUCAUAGCUGAGAGACUUAAGUUGCCAUAUCUUCAUGCAUAUUUGAAUUCCUUGGGAGCAAAUUUCAGGCAUGGAGCAAAUUUUGCUACUGGUGGAUCAACCAUAAGAAGACCGAAUGAAACCAUUUAUGAAUAUGGGAUAAGUCCAUUUGGUUUAGAUAUGCAGAUUAUACAAUUUGAACAGUUCAAGGCAAGGGCUACUGAAAUGUAUAAUCAAGCUAAAGAUCCUUCUGAAAAAGAUAAACUUCCAAGACCUGAGGACUUUACAAAGGCGCUUUACACCUUUGACAUUGGCCAAAAUGAUCUUUCUGUUGGGUUUAGGAAAUUGAGCUUUGAUCAACUGCGUGCUGCCAUCCCAGAUAUCAUAAACCAGUUAGCAUCAGCUGUCCAUCAUCUGUAUGAGCAAGGAGGGAGGAGUUUCUGGAUACACAACACGGGUCCGAUCGGUUGCUUGCCGGUUAACUUUUUCUACAUCCUUAAUCCCGAGCCUGGUUAUGUUGAUCAGUACGGUUGUGUCAAGAAACAAAAUGAAAUGGCCAUGGAAUUCAAUAGACAGCUUAAGGACAGAGUAAUCAAGUUAAGAACCGAGCUCCCAGAAGCUUCGGUUACUCUUGUAGACGUCUAUACCGCUAAGAUUGCAAUGAUUGGCAAUGCUAAGAAUCUAGGAAUGGCGGAUCCAUUAAAGCCCUGUUGCGGAUAUCACGUGAACUACGAUCACGUAUGGUGUGGGAACAAAGCAAUCAUCAACAAAACCGAAGUAUUUGGAGUUUCGUGCAAAAACCCGUCUAUGUUUGUAAGCUGGGAUGGAGUUCAUUACACUCAGGCUGCAAAUCAAUAUGUUGCAGAUCGUACACUCAAUGGCUCGUUAUCAGACCCUGCAAUUCCUGUUACUCUAGCAUGUCAUAAGCAGUAAGUAAGAGAAUCUUUUGAUCUCAAAUGUAUUGAAAUCUCCAUUUUGAUGUAUGGAAAGAUCUGUUACGUGCAAAUUGAUCUCAAAUGUCAUAUAAAAAAGACUUUAAUGAGAAGUUUUAAUAAUGUUGGGGACCAAUAAAAAAUAUUGAAGCUUAUGUGGAA
Gossypium arboreum is the source of this 1495-nucleotide messenger RNA. RefSeq names its product GDSL esterase/lipase At5g14450-like. The coding region runs from base 192 to 1334 and encodes 380 amino acids. NCBI's taxonomy places the organism in Eukaryota, Viridiplantae, Streptophyta, Magnoliopsida, Malvales, Malvaceae. Gene Ontology annotation, molecular function: hydrolase activity, acting on ester bonds. The record is from RefSeq and is a predicted model, not a curated record. The transcript has 5 exons.